UUAUGUCUUUGUCUUUAUUGUCCGCCAUUUUCUUUCUUUUUCUUCACUUUUAGUUUUCCUCAUCCUCCAUACUUUUUCUUUAAGUUUCAACUUCUUCUACUCCACUCUCUGUUUCACAUAUCAAUAAUCUGAAUAUAUUGAAAACACAGAGGAGGAGUUAUGGACCAAGAUGAUCGGAAUAUGUUUGUCAAAGUAAUGACUGAUGAACAAAUGGAAGUUCUUCGCAAACAAAUCGCCAUUUAUGCCACCAUUUGUCAACAGCUUGUUGAUUUGCAUAAAUCGCUUACUUCUAAUCAUGAUCUUGCAGGAGUUAGACUAGGGAACAUAUACAGCGACCCAUUGACCACAUCCGGUUGCCACAAGUUUUCGGGCCGGCAACGGUGGACUCCGACACCAGUGCAACUUCAGAUUCUCGAACGACUGUUUGAUCAAGGCAACGGGACACCAAGCAAACAAAAAAUCAAAGAGAUCACAUCUGAACUAUCACAGCAUGGCCAGAUUUCUGAAACAAAUGUUUACAACUGGUUUCAGAACCGACGGGCCCGAUCCAAGAGGAAGCAACAGGUCUCUACAACAAAUAAUGGUGAAUCUGAAGUUGAAACCGAAGUUGAGUCACCCAAACCACAUCAGAAUUCAGCAUCAGCAGUUGAUGAAAGCAACAUCUGUUUUCAGAAUUCCAAUGUUGGUUCUGCGGAUCAAAGGGCAAAAAGAGUUGAGCCCGUUUGCCCGUCUGAUGCUAGCUCAAAGCCGAAUGCGGGUCAGAUUUCGUAUUAUGGUACUAUGUUAGCGAAUCCAAGAAUGGACCGUAUAAUUGGAAAGAUUGAGGCUCCGGGGAGUUACCAAUCAUAUAUGCAAGGCGAUCAUGACAGGCUAAGUGCUAAAAACCAAACAAGAUUUAGUUGAAGAAUUGGCUUAUUUAAGGUAAGAAAUUAAGAUCUAGUAGUGUCCAUUCAACUUCCUUAACAAUUUAAUUAAGCAUUCAUGUCAUUGUUUUUCUUCUUAAAAAUUUAUAAUUAAGACAAGACUAAAAUGUUGUGUAACUGUGUUUUGUCAUAAAAGACGGGAUUCAUUGCAA
Messenger RNA from Helianthus annuus (common sunflower), 1075 nucleotides. RefSeq names its product WUSCHEL-related homeobox 8. Gene Ontology annotation, molecular function: DNA-binding transcription factor activity; DNA binding. The coding region runs from base 160 to 903 and encodes 247 amino acids. The record is from RefSeq and is a predicted model, not a curated record. The transcript has 3 exons. Lineage: Eukaryota; Viridiplantae; Streptophyta; Magnoliopsida; Asterales; Asteraceae.